AUGGUGGCAGCCUCUGCUACCGUAAUUGCAGGUACAGCAGCUUCUUUUUUCUGCCUGGGAGGCGUUUUCUAUCUAUACAUUCUGACGAUGGAAAAGAUGUACGCGGAACAAGUCAAAGAAGGUCAGAGAAAAGGAAAUGAAAAUGGAGACAGCGUUUCACAGAAAUCAGAAGGUACUCAAUUGGAUAUAACAUCAGAAAUAGGAGCAGGAGACGAAGAAAUUCGAACGAAUGAAUCCCAAAGUAUAAAUGAGUCCUAUCAAGAUAGAAAUAAGCAAAAGCAAGAAAUAAGAGAAAGAGAGAAACAAAAGCAUGAGGAUAAAAAAAGGCAAAAGGAAGAAAGAGAACAGCUACGGAGACGAGAUCAAGAACAGAAAAAGAUUGAAAAUCAAGAGAAAAAAAGGCAAGAACAAGAAAUUAAAAGCCGGGAAAACGAAUCGAAAGAACGUGAGAGGAGGGAUAAGGAAGAAAGGAAGAGAAACGAACAAGAAAGAAAAAGAGAAGAAAAUGAAAAGAGAAAACGGGAGGAGGAAGAAAGAAAAAGGAAAGAAAAGUAUGAAAAAGAAAAGCAAAAGCAAGAAGACAUUGAAAGAAAGAAAAAGGAACAAGAAAAAAAUAGAAGAGAAGUCGAAGAUAAAAAGAGGAAAGAUCAAGAAAGGAGAAGAGAAGAGAGUGAGGAAAAAAGAAGAAGAACAAUAGAAAACGAUGAAAGGCAGCAAGAAAGAAAGAGAGCAGAUGAUGAGAGAAAAAGAAGCGAAAAUGAGGAAAAAAUUAGGCACGACGAAAUGAAAGCAAUACAGAAAGAAGAAGACGAAGAAACCAAGACGAGAAAAAAUCAAGAAAGGAAAAAGAGAAAAGAAGAGAGGCGUCAAGAAGAGCAAAGGAGGAAAAUGGAAAUCGAAGAAAGCAAGAAAUACAGAAAAGAACAGAAAGAAAGAGAAGACGAAAACAGGAAGAAAGAAAAAGAGGACAAUAAAAAGGCGAAGACUGAAGAAAAAAGGAAAAAACGAGAAGAAGUGCAUGAAAGGAGAAGGGAAAUGCGAAAUCAUGAAAUUCAGGAAACACAAGAAGUAAAAAGGUACGAAAGUGAUGGAAGGAUCAAAGAAAGAGUGGCAAAUAAUGAGAAAACGGAAGAGCAGAUCCAAAGAAGAAAUGAUUAUGACAUCAGAAAAAGGAAAGGAAGUAGUGAGAAUAUACAAAAACAAGAAGAUGACAAAAUGAAAGAAAAAGACAAGCGACGAAAAAUUGAUGAAGAAAUAAAAGACAAAGAAAAACUACAAGUAGAAUCAACCCCAGUGGGUGAAGAAGGCGAGGAAAAAGCAAAAGAUGCUCGAGAAGAAGAGGGACAAAAUGUAAAAAGUGAAGAGACAAAGCACACUCAGAUGCAUCGUAAAACUAAAAGAAAAAGAGCACAAGAACAAAAAGUGUUACUGAAGAAAGAGAGAGAAAAACAGGAAAAUGAAAAUGUGAGGGAAGAAAUCGAAAUAGAGCAGAUGCAACGUGAAGAAAUUCGAGAAAGAUACCAGCCUGAAGAGAAGAAGCAAACAACUGAAAGAGGAAAUCUAUCUGAAAUAAAGAGGCAGGAGCAAGAGGAAGAAAGAAUACGUUGCCAGAUAGAUUGCAGGAAACUAUGGGAAUCUUUAAAAGAAGAAAAUGAGGACGAAUUAGAAGUAAGAAAAUCUAACGAACAUGAAGUACGGAGUAAAGGCGAAAAGAAGAGACAACAACAAAAAAUACGGGUUGAGACUUCAAAUUCAAAGAAGAAAGUACACCUAGACAAAACUGAGGAGAAAUAUCAAACGAAAAACAUCAAAAAUGAAAAGGAGGUUGGUACAAAUGAAAUAAAUCGAAAUGUACACAAAGAAGAAUGUGCAUGUAUCAAGAAAUCUGAACCAAAAAUAUAUAAAAAUGAGGUCAAUAAAAAAGUUACCGUAAAGAAAAAUGACAUUAAUGUAUCGAAGGCUGAAAAAUCUACAGACAAGGUUGAGUUCGGAAAGAAAAAGCAAGAAUUAACGAAGAAUGAAACAGCAAAAUUGGGAAAAUGUAAGUCAGAUUGUCUCGGAAAUAAGAAGUUUGAAGAUGGAAGAAAUAAAAAUCGAAAUAUAGAGAUGAAUAGUUUGGACAGAAAAAAGGGUCAAGGUUCUGGAAAUGCUCAACAGAAAAAUAAGAAGAGGAGUAGUGGAAUUCCGAAAAAUAAUCAGCAAUCAAAGAGCGAAAGAGGUACCAAUAUGCGUCAACAAAAACGAGAAUCAAAAGAAAUUGAGCAGAAAAAGGAUAAUACGGAGAAAAAUGUGAAAGAAAUAGGAAGAAAAGAGAAUAAAAAGAAUAUUCAAUAUAAUAAACGGUCAUCUAUCACAUCUGUGAAUAAAAGUAGUUGCAAAAGUUGUAAGUAUGGGAAACCCUGCCAAGCACAGAGAAAAGAAAGCAAAAACAAUGCACAAAACAAAAAUAAAAAAGCUUCCCCUGUAAACCAAAAUAAAGAAUCAGCAAGUAGACCAACAACUAGCAAUAUAAAGAGCAAGAAAAACUUAUCCAACCAAAAAUCUAAGAGCUGUACCACUUGCUGCACACAUAGAAAUGAGCAAUUUCAAAAAAAGCGGAAUAACUUAGUCUGCAAUUAUUUAUCUAAUUUACGUUUCAUUAACUUAGCAUGUAUAGAAUGACAAUAAAUUUGGUUUUUAUGAUCAGGUCUCUUUGAAUUUGGAUUGUCAGAAAAUUUUUGACGUUUAGAUAAAUUUAUUCUGUUUGAAACUUGUAGUUUGUUCACGAGGAAUUUCUAGCAGAUAUAACUCGAAUCAAAAUCCAUAUCAUAGUCUGCAAAGUUUUGAUAUUGGAAAGUGGAUAAAACUGUGAUACCUACCAUGGUUUGUAUCUCCAUAAUUUCGGCAGCUGCUGCUGUAACACUUAUGUGCUUGGGAAGCAUGUGUUGUACCUACGUGGUUGUGAAAGAAUGUUUUCCUAGAACGAAACGAUGCUGCAAGCUCUUGUAAGCCAGAGGAAUGACACUCGUUUUAUCUCAAUAUAAACCAUGUAUUGUAUUACGUAAAUAACGAAAAUUUGAAGUAAAUAGAAAGGUGAUGUAAC
Messenger RNA from Coccinella septempunctata (seven-spotted ladybird), 3082 nucleotides. Its product is annotated as trichohyalin-like. Bases 1 to 2661 code for a protein of 886 amino acids. NCBI's taxonomy places the organism in Eukaryota, Metazoa, Arthropoda, Insecta, Coleoptera, Coccinellidae. The transcript has a single exon. The record is from RefSeq and is a predicted model, not a curated record.